Messenger RNA from Acanthosepion pharaonis, 2262 nucleotides. NCBI's taxonomy places the organism in Eukaryota, Metazoa, Mollusca, Cephalopoda, Sepiida, Sepiidae. The record is from the annotation of a GenBank genome assembly.
AUGCCUAUUAUUUUUUUCUUUUCAGAUUAUGAUACUCCAGUCCGUCAUACCAUUGUAUUUCAGCGACGGAGUACAAAAACCCUUGCUUCCUACACUCCUCAGCAGUCUGUAAAUAGUUUUGCCUAUAGCGGCCAUUCCCAAUUCUCGCCAUCAAAGACUUCUACCCAUUCCACAUACCAUUUCGCUGGUAACCCUGGUGGCAGUAGCAGCAGCAAUAACAGUGCUGGCCACUCUAAUAACCAAGUGUUGCAUGUCUACCAGCAUGUACCCCGAAUACCCUCCCCGGGUCCAUCUUCUUCUCCUGCACCUCCGCCUUCAUCUUCCGGAUCUGGGCCAAUUAUGUCUGGCCUUAACCAUGCUUUUCAGAACCUCUCGAUGGCUGGCUACCGAGCUGGACAUGGUCAACCAGAUGUUUCCAAACAACAGCAGCAAUACCAACAGCAGCAGACAGUAAGCGGUCAGCAAAGACUUCAUCAAAUGCAGUCCAAUGCAAUGUCUGGACCCAGCAGUUUGCCACAAUACUUGCAGCAGCAGCAGCAAAUGUUGUCAAAUCAGGCUGCAAUGGCUGGUGCUGGGAGGAUUCCAGCCAAUACGAGUCCAGGCAUCACCAGAGCGGUGAACCAACUUGGACCACAGCGUCCACUGCCCAGUGCUCCUCCACCACCUUCUCCACAAUCAACACACCCAUCAAAGGCAAAAACAGAGAAUGCAUUAUUGUCUCUAAGGGAAGAAGAGGCCAAACAGCAUCUUCAGCAUCAGGCAGUUGCUGGUGGCUACAAUACGGAUUACUACAAUCAGUAUGACGAGAACUAUCAAAUACAGCAAUACCAUCAAGAGAUACGCAAUCACUAUGCUCAACAGAAUCCCUCCCCUGCAGCAGUGGCCGUCUCUGCAAAUACAGUGACACACCAGCAGGCAGUAGUACCAUUCACUAAUGCAGUACCAGAACACAUACAUGGCAAUACCACUACCACCACCAUCUCUACAUCUUCAUCCCCUGCUGCUUACUCAAAUGCUUAUGUGAAUCAGCAGGAGGAACUUCCUUUGCCACCAGGCUGGUCACUAGACUGGACAGUGCGAGGCCGCAAGUAUUACAUUGAUCACAAUACUCAGACUACUCACUGGAGUCAUCCUUUCGAGAAGGAAAGUCUUCCUAUGGGCUGGGAAAGAAUUGAAUCAAAGGAAUAUGGUGUUGUCUAUGUCAACUACAUUCUGAAACUUUCUCAGUAUAAUCAUCCAUGCGCUCCUGUCAUACCACAACAGCAGAACAUUGUGUUUGCACCACAAGAACUGAUGAUGCCUAAACAGAUUGAAUACAGACAGUCUAACCUACUGGUACCAGCAAAUCCUUAUCUGCAUGAAGAAAUUCCCGAAUGGCUGUAUGUUUAUUACAAAGCAAACCAGGACCAUGAUCACAAGCUGAAGGUAAAAGUGAAUUUAAUUUGCAAAAUUAACGAUCGUAACAUCCUUCUGGUAAAUGCUGGUCUUGUUUCCUCUCUUUCCCAUCCACUUUCUCCCUUCUCUUUCCCACCCACUUUCUUGCACCUUCUCUUUUUCCUUCCUUCCUUCCUCUCUCUUUCCCCUUCUCUUUCUCCCCUCUCUCUUCCCCCUUCUCUUUCUCCCCUCUCUCUCUUCCCCCUUCUCUUUCUCCCCUCUCUCUCUUCCCCCUUCUCUUUCUCCCUCUCUCUCUUCCCCUUCUCUUUCUCCCCUCUCUCUCUUCCCCUUCUCUUUCCCCUCUCUCUCUUCCCCCUUCUCUUUCUCCCUCUCUCUCUUCCCCCUCUCUCUUUCCCCUUCUCUUUCUCCCUCUCUCUCCCUUCUCUUCCCCUUCUCUUUCUCCCCUCUCUCUCUUCUCCCUUCUCUUUCUCUUCCCUCCUUCUUUCUCCCCUCUCUCUCUUCCCCUUCUCUCUCUUCCCCUCUCUCUCCUUCUCUCUCUCUUCCCCCUCUCUCUUCUCCACUCUCUCUUCUCCCCUCUCUCUCUUCCCCUUCUCUUUCCACUCUCUCUUCCCCCUUCUCUUUCUCCCCUCUCUCUCUUCUCCUUCUCUUUCCCCCCUCUCUCUUCUCCCUUCUCUUUCUGCCCUCUCUCUCUUCCCCUCCUCUUUCCCCCUUCUAUUCCUCCUCUCUCUUCCCCCUUCUAUUCCUCCUCUCUCUCUUCCCCCCUUCUAUUCCUCCUCUCUCUCUUCCCCCUUUCUAUUCCUCCUCUCUCUCUUCCCCCUUUCUAUUCCUAAGAAAAAAUAUGACAAAUUGGAAAAAAAGUUUUUCUGA